GUAAGCUUGCCGCAACUACCCUCGACAUCGUCAAGAACAUCAUCCUCGGCUACACACGACACAAUGACCAAGAAAAGAAGAAAUGGCGGUCGCAACAAGAAGGGACGUGGUCAUGUUGGCUUCCUCCGUUGCUCCAACUGCAGUCGAUGUGUAGGCAAGGACAAGGCUAUCAAACGGUUUACUGUCAGAAAUAUGGUUGAAUCCGCCGCUGUGCGUGAUAUCAGUGAAGCUUCGGUCUACCUUGAGUACAUGGUCCCCAAACUCUAUAUCAAAAUCGUAUAUUGCGUGUCCUGCGCAAUUCACGCACAUGUUGUUCGUGUUCGUUCUCGGGAGGGUCGUCGUAACCGCGCGCCCCCUCCAAGGGUCCGGUACAAAGACGGCAAGAAGGUUAAUCCUGCAGUUGCCGCAGCUGAAGACGCGAAGGCAGCUGCUAAAGCAUAGGUUACUUGCGAUAGGCAUUGUACAUCACUUUCUGCAAUCUCAGCUUUCAUUUCAUUGCCUGCAACAUUAUCGAGCUUCGUUGAGUUAGCUAGACGCCAACGAUACCCUGUUUGGACCGAAACUCCAACAGCUUAAACGGGUUUUUCUGC
Messenger RNA from Marasmius oreades (fairy-ring Marasmius), 590 nucleotides. RefSeq names its product 40S ribosomal protein S26 (gene RPS26). The record is from RefSeq and is a predicted model, not a curated record. The coding region runs from base 64 to 441 and encodes 125 amino acids. Gene Ontology annotation, biological process: translation. Gene Ontology annotation, cellular component: cytosolic small ribosomal subunit; ribosome. Gene Ontology annotation, molecular function: structural constituent of ribosome; mRNA binding. Lineage: Eukaryota; Fungi; Basidiomycota; Agaricomycetes; Agaricales; Marasmiaceae. The transcript has 4 exons.